Molecule: messenger RNA, 3222 nt
Organism: Letharia lupina
Lineage: Eukaryota; Fungi; Ascomycota; Lecanoromycetes; Lecanorales; Parmeliaceae
Exons: 7
Coding region: 1-3222 (1073 amino acids)
Biological process (GO): chromatin remodeling
Cellular component (GO): nucleus
Molecular function (GO): histone H3K36 demethylase activity; histone H3K9 demethylase activity
Source: RefSeq, a predicted model, not a curated record
AUGCUACGACCUACCGGAUUUGGGAGAGCGAAACAGUCUUCCGAGAAUCCGCUGCCCGACGAAUCUCGCCCUGAAGUUCCCUCUCCGAUGUUCACUAGUGCUGUCACACCCGACGCAAUAGGUUUCCCGGACCACAAAUUCUCGUCGUCAAUGUCCACGAGGCCUUUGAGACUCGAGCCAGCAGAAUUCUCAAGGACCCUUGAUUCUGGAGGAUUUCGCCUCUUGCCCUCUCCAUCGCUCACCAGAGCUGUCCCACAGGAAGCAUUGAAUCUUUCAAGUAUUGGUGAUUUCUCUCCAAGAUUUACCGGCGCUUUGACACCCAGAACUGUCGAGAUUCCGAGAACCGUGGAGAUUGGGGGUUUCCUCUACCAGAGAGUAGACUCGAAUCUUAGAGAAGACGCGAUGAAUCUCUCAGAUGGACACCACGGUGGACCUAGCUCAGGAAGUAUGCCUUUGCUUCUUCAGCAGCCACAGGAACGUCUCCCAAACCUAGACCGAGAGCAAUCACGAGUUUGGUCAUCCUCAGGUGUACAGCUGGAUCGCGAGGUUCAACGAAUAGACCACGGUUCCCACCAACAGAACAUCCACAAGCCGAGUCUUAGCCAAGUCCAGCAAAACAUCGAAUCCGAUUUCGCCGCUGCCCAAGAUGCACUGAGCGAAAUCCACCAAGAUUCCCAAGUACCAAGUACUUCUCAAGUACUCUCGUAUGCUGCGACGUCGAUCGAUGUGCAGCUCAACGGUGCUCCUUCCGCGCAACCAACAGUACGAAAGCCAAAGCUCAAAUCCAGGAUGCUCCGUGAACUUGAGCCAUACAACGAGUCCCCAGAGCCUGAGUCAGAGCCUGCGCCAGAGACGAUCCAGUCAUUCACUACAGGGUUUUCGCAGUCAGCACUGCCAAAGCCAAAGCGCACUUUGAAGAUGCUUCGCGAGCUCGAGGACUACAACGAAGCUCCAGGGCCUGACUCAGAAUCUGAGCAAGAACACCUCCAGCCCAGGACUGCGCGUUCGUCGAAGCCAGCAUCAUCGAAGCCGCGGCGUGAACCGCUGAUGCUCCGCGAGAUUGAGGCACACAACCAGUCUCCACAGCCAGAGUCCGAGGCUGAAAUAGAAACGCUCUCCGGUUUGAAGGACGAUCGGCCUAAGGUACGCUUGACACGCAGCGCACGCAAAAGCCUUUUAGACUUUGUGAAGAACAAGCCUCCAACGCCUAGGAAGAACCUGAACCUCGGUUCGCUCAUGCUCGCUGAGCUUAGUGGUGCUGAAAAAGGGACCAAGGCAUCUUAUGCUGAAGAUAGUAGCAACCUUGGGCCAUCUUCGUACCAGAGGCAGCAGGAGUAUAGGAAGGAGGUGAACUUUCAGGACGAGGAAGCAGACGAAGAGGAGGAUCCGUCGAGUUAUAUCAAAACAAAUGGUCGGAGCCAUCCUCAGCUGAUGUCAACAAGUCCAACAAUGCUUAGGCAGGGAAUGAAAUCUCGGGAUGGAAGCCGGCGGGAUCAGAGUUUGGCAGAUGAGUUGGCGUGGCUGACGUGGGAUAAUCAGAAAGAGAGAAUCCAUGAGCUCGUGAGCUCGCCUCGAUACAACCCACAUCCAUCACAGCAUGAGACGGAUGCACAAGGUCGCAAAAAGCCGGCAUACCAUGUCACAGCAGCCAUUCCGGAAGGCCACCAAGGUGCUUUUCGCAUGGAGAAAGGCUUGCACGUCUUCACCCCGACAGCGGCUGCUUUCUCGGAUUUUGGCCGCUUCUUGAAAGACGUCGAGGAGAUAGCCGGUCGCAAGAUAGGUGUUGUCAAGGUCAUCGUACCUUCCGAACUCCUAUCGCCGGUCUUCUCUCCACGAAGAAGUGAGUUACCCGAAUCGCCUGUCAUCAAGACCAUGAAAGUCAGCAUAAGCUUGAAUCAAGAUGCGACGGCAGAGCCUUCCAAGAUUUACGAUAUGCUCACAACAGAUGACUCAACUUCCUUAGGAGCCGAUGAAUGGUUGCAUAUGAUUCAACGGGACAAAGAUGGGAUCAUCAAGAAGCGCGAUAUUAGCCCAGAAGCUAUCAGUCGCAAUGAUGUCUGGAAAGAGAAUCAUGUGCUUAAGCCAUAUGAAGAGAGGAGAAUGAUUCGGCAUAGCGAGAAGCAGGACGUAGCCGUGUUGUGUGCUUUGAACGAGCCGGCGACUCCUAUUCUGCGAGCUGCUCUGAACUGCAAAAAUCCAAACAUUGAGGACUUCCUUGGCAACCGCUUCGCAUCUUCUCGAUCGACUCAAUCAGGCAUCAACAUGUCUGUCUUCCAUAUCGCUGAUGGUCCCGGUCCACUGUCUCCGCUGCAGACGAAUAAGUAUGCCGCUUACUCGCUCAAUUACCAUCACUCUGGUGCUCCCAGAAUCUUGACAGUGACCCUACCAGAGCACCAUGCAAAGCUUGAAGAAUUCGUGCACAUCACACAGGACAGUGGAAAUCUACUCGGUCGACCUCCAAAGCCUCCGACGUGCAGCCAAUUUGUUGCACACCAGCCAAUGUACGUGCCACAUGCGACCCUGUCAUUCUAUGACGUCAAUUGUACAGAAGUGGUCCAGCACCAGGGCGAGAUGGUGAUAACCUUCCCGUAUGCAUACCAUCAAGCAUAUACUUCUGGACCGAACAUCACAGAAGAGAUUCUGUACGCCAGUGACCGCUGCAAGGUGUUUCAUCGAGAGAACAUAUAUCAGCACUGCACUCGCAGCUGUGCUGCCGGGCAGCCCGACGACUUCGAUCUGAAAUUCGUCUUCACCAACACAUUGAGCAGCCCUCGAAGUGGCCACGGUCGUCGCUCAGGUCUCGAAUGUCCCUCCGCUUCCCUUUCGCCAUGCCAAACCUCAGAAGCUAGUACCUCUCAAGAGCGUGAUAACGACGGUCGUUCAUCCAAGCGCUUGUCAGGUCUUAAAGCCAUGGACCGCGUCUCUGAUGACGGCGACUGGAUCGAUCCCUCAGCUCAAGCAUCCAGAAUUCAGCCAAGCACACACCGGAAGGCUAAUCGUAUGACUUCCAACCCUUACGAGCCUGACAUGUGGGACACAGACCACGCCUUUGGACAUUCACAUGACCCAUCAGACAAUGACGACGGCAGUCCCAUCGGCGGAAUCCGACCACGAGAUGCUGUCACUGGUCGUCUUCUGAUGCCACAUGAAUGGCGCAUCUCUAAGACAAAGCGUGGCGAUGAGUCCGAUGAAUCCCCUCUCAAGCACAGCCGCCACAACUAG